This is a messenger RNA of Colletotrichum higginsianum IMI 349063, 870 nucleotides long. Its product is annotated as PHD-finger domain-containing protein. Lineage: Eukaryota; Fungi; Ascomycota; Sordariomycetes; Glomerellales; Glomerellaceae. The coding region runs from base 1 to 870 and encodes 289 amino acids. Gene Ontology annotation, cellular component: Rpd3L complex; Rpd3L-Expanded complex. The transcript has 2 exons. The record is from RefSeq and is a predicted model, not a curated record. Gene Ontology annotation, biological process: negative regulation of rDNA heterochromatin formation; negative regulation of silent mating-type cassette heterochromatin formation.
AUGGCACCCCCCUCUCCUCGACGUUCUUCACGAGCCCGAGGUAAUACCGUCUCUCAAUCACAGCAAUCUUCGACAACGUCCAGCCUGUCGAGUCGAGGCGAAAGGACCACAAGAUCCCUCAAUAAGACCUCUUCCGCCAAAUCCACUCCGAGCGCCUCGCUCUCCUCCGAGCCACCCGAAGACCUGGACGAUACCCUUCCCUCACGCCGUCGAACUCGCGCCCAAGAGGACGCCCGCGACAAGCCUCGUGUCGAUCCUUACGAUAUGGCUACUGGAAGUGACGACGUUCAAGAGGACGACGAGUCUGUACGAUGUGUCUGUGGCUUCGACGAAUACCCGGGCCCUCCACCUUUCGAGGAGGACUCUAAACAGGGAAAGCACAAUCCAGAGGCCGACUUCUUUGCUAGCAUCGAGUUGUCGGACGAAGUCUCUGGACUUUUCGUCCAGUGCGAUGUCUGCAAAGUCUGGCAGCAUGGUGCUUGCGUCGGUAUUUUCACCGAAGAGAGUUCGCCCGACGAAUACUUCUGUGAGAAAUGUCGCAAGGAUUUGCACAAGAUCCAUGCGGCAAGCAAUGGGCAACGAUACUCCAAUUACCUGCCACUUAAUCGCCCGUCACGCGCAUCGUCUCGGGCUGCGUCGCUGGUUAAGGACGGUACCCGUUCACCCAAGGAAUCGAGCAAGAGUGGUCGUGCUUCGUCUGCGACCCAGGCCUCGAAGAGAAGAUCGACCAUGAAUAGUCGUGACGCCGCAUACGAUGAGGAUGAGCAGCUGCGGCGGGCCAUCGAGGCCAGCAAAGAAGAAACUGUUCCAGAGCCAACGGAGCUUGGAUCAAGGCGAGCGAAGCGAGGUCGCAGCGGCAGCGAGGAGUAA